Chanos chanos (milkfish) is the source of this 1599-nucleotide messenger RNA. Its product is annotated as GTPase IMAP family member 8-like. The record is from RefSeq and is a predicted model, not a curated record. The transcript has 5 exons. Lineage: Eukaryota; Metazoa; Chordata; Actinopteri; Gonorynchiformes; Chanidae. Bases 1 to 1599 code for a protein of 532 amino acids. Gene Ontology annotation, molecular function: GTP binding.
AUGAGGUUCAGCCUUCACUCGUCCAGCACUGUGCUCAGCUCCCAGUUCCCGCUCCCCUCCUACUCCUCUUCCUCCUGCUGCUCCUGCUCCUGCUAUUUGAGGGUUGUGCUGCUUGGAGGGAAGCUAUCUGGCAAGAGUUCUGUGAUCAACACUGUGUGUGGAGAAAACAUCAUCAAUACUUACAGCAGAACUGGCCAAUGCCGUAAAUAUCAAACGACAGUGAAUGGAAAAGAGAUCACUUUGGUUGACACUCCUGGCUGGUGGAAACAUUCCCUUUUAAAAGAGACUGCUGAAUGUCUCAAACAGGAACUUGUCCACAGUGUCACUCUAUGUCCUCCAGGACCACAUGCUCUCCUGCUUGUCAUUGAGUUAGACAUGCCUUUCACAGAGAAACACAGGAAAUCAAUGGAGGAGCAUCUACAGCUCCUGGGUGGUGGGGUCUGGGCAUAUACCAUGAUAUUGUUCACCAGAAAAAGCUAUUUAAGAUACAGAAACAUCGAAGAACACAUAGAAAAUGAAGGGGAAGCACUUCAGUGGCUCAUACAGAAAUGUGAGGGCAGGUAUCAUGUCUUUGAAAAUGAGAACCAAAACAAUGACACCCAGGUCACAGAACUACUGGAGAAGAUACAAGGAGUAAGAGCCCAAAACAGUGGAGGCUGUUUUCAGAUUGAUCAGAACAUUCUGGAGACAGCUGAAGGAAAGAGGGAAAUUGCUGUGGAAAAAUCCGCCUCAAGACAAAGAAAGGCAAAGAAACAAAGGAAAUUAAAUAAAAAUGAGUUGAGAAUUGCACUGCUGGGCUGGGUUAUGGCUGGGAAAAGUUCAGCUGCAAAUACCAUCCUGAAUACAGAUGAGUUUGUGACAGGAAGAAGAACCAUGAAAUGUAAGGGAGCAUCUGGUGAAGUCUCUGGAAGGAAGGUCACCGUGUUGGACACACCCAGCUGGUGGAAGUUCCUUCCAAGCCACUGCACUCCAGAGUGGGUCAAGUCUGAAAUUUUACAGGAGGUGACUAAGAGUCCUGAACUCCCUCAUGCAAUUCUUCUGGUGAUUCCUGGAGACACAUCAUUCAAGGAGAGACAAAGGAAGAUUAUUGUGGAGAACAUGGAGAUGUUUGGAGAAAAUGUCUGGAGACACAUUAUAGUGCUCUUCACUUGGAGCGAUGCACUUGGAGAUAUGCCCAUAGAACGGCACAUUGAGAGUGAGGGCAAAGCCCUGCAGUGGGUGGUGAAUAAAUGUGGAAACAGAUAUCACACAUUUGACAACAUGAAUAAGAGAAAUCGCAGUCAAGUCACAGAGCUGCUGGAGAAGAUUGAGGAGAUGGUGGAGAGAAACAGUUCAUUUCAGUUCAGCACUGAGAUAGAGACUGAAGUUUAUGAUGCUGAUGAGGACAGUGACAAGGAGAUCGACAGCAAGACAGAUUUAUGUGGAGAUGAAACCAGUCUAAAGGACUUGGUCAGACUACUGGAUCAGGAGUGGAACAGAAGGGAUGAUGAAUUUCUGAAGAAGUUAGAAAAAAUAUGGAGAGAAAAUAUUCCCACUGAAAUCUUAAUAAGGAAAGGAAAUCAGAGCAUGGAUGAUGGACCCUAUUUAAAGAAACAGUGA